CCAGAGUCACCUUUGAGCUUCAGCACGGUGAUGUGGGCUGUGGGGACCCGGGGGGUGCUCCUGGCGCUGUUUCUGCUCCCAGGGCUCUGUGAGGGGUUCAACAUCGACGUGGGGCAUUCGCGGAUCUUCCAGGGACCCCCCGAGUCCCAAUUUGGGUACCGGGUGCUGCAGUGGGGUGGCAAUGGGGACAAGUGGCUGCUGGUGGGGGCCCCGUGGGAUGAGAAUGGUCAAGGUGACAUCUACAAGUGCAGCGUGAGACUCCAAAACUCCUCCUGUGCCAAGGCCAACCUCGGGGCUGCAGCUCCGUGGCUCCGCAGCAGCGCCGGACACCUUGGGAUGACACUAGUGGACUCCAAGGAUGGUGGGUUUGUGGCAUGCGCCCCGCUUUGGUCCCAGGAAUGUGGCACCUCUGUGUUCAGCUCUGGCCGCUGUGUCCAUCUCAAUGAGGAACUCCAGCUCAUGGGGACCAUUGCACCCACAGCACAGCGCUGUUCUACCUACAUGGACAUCAUCCUGGUUCUGGACGGCUCCAACAGCAUCUACCCCUGGGAGGAGGUGCAGGCAUUCCUCGGGAACAUCCUGGGACGCUUCUUCAUUGGUCCUGGGCAGACUCAGGUGGGGGUGCUGCAGUACGGGGAGCGGCUGGUGCAGGAAUGGGCGCUGGGGCAGCACCCUACGGCGCAGAGCCUGCUUGAGGCCGCCCGGAACCUGACGCGUCAGGAGGGGAGGGAGACGCGGACGGCCAUGGCCAUCCGGCAGGCAUGCACAGAGUCCUUCAGCCCGGCGCAAGGUGGGCGCCCAGGGGCCACACGGCUGCUGCUGGUGGUGACAGACGGGGAGUCCCACGACGGGGACGAGCUGCCAGCAGCGCUGGAGGAGUGCGACCGGCACAAUGUCACCCGCUAUGCCAUCGCUGUCCUGGGGCACUACCUGCGUCGGCAGCAGGAUCCCGAGGAUUUCAUCCGGGAAAUCAAGUUCAUUGCCAGUGAUCCUGAUGAGAAGUAUUUCUUCAAUGUCACAGAUGAGGCUGCCCUCAAUGAUAUCGUGGAUGCUCUGGGAGAUCGGAUCUUCAGCCUGGAAGGCACCCAUGGGGACAACGAGAGUGCCUUCGAGCUGGAGAUGUCCCAGAUCGGCUUUUCUAUCCACCACCUUGAGGAUGGGAUCCUCUUUGGAAUGGUUGGAGCCUAUGACUGGGAGGGGGGUGUGCUGGAGGAGAGCCAGCGUGGGCGCAUUGUUCCACCCUGGGAAGCGUUUCAGGAGGAAUUCCCGCUGGAGCUGAAGAAUCACGCAGCGUAUCUGGGGUACUCUGUGUCCUCGCUGCAGCUCCCGGGGGGGCAGCGCUUGUUAGUGGCUGGUGCCCCCCGAUUCCAGCACAAGGGCAAAGUUCUCCUCUUCCAGCUGGACCCCAUGGGGACCGUGACGGUGGCCCAGGCAUUAAUGGGGGAGCAGAUUGGCUCCUACUUCGGCAGUGAGGUCUUGGCCCUGGACCUGGAGGGAGAUGGGGACAGUGACCUGCUGCUGGUGGGCGCGCCCACCUACCUGGGGGGCCAGAGCAGGGAGACUGGGAGGGUCUAUGUGUACCGUGUGGGGCAGGACCGCCUGAGCCCCGCAGGGUCGCUGCACCCUGAGCCGAGGCAGCAGGAUUCCAGAUUCGGUUCCGCCCUGGGCGUGGUGCCGAACCUGAGCCAGGACGGGCUGGCCGGAGCCGUGGUGGGAGCUCCGCUGGAGGACGAGCACCGCGGCGCUCUCUACGUGUUCCACGUCUCCCCGGCCACCCUCCUGCCCCAGUACAAGCAGCGCAUCGAGGCGGCGGCGCUGGGGUGGAGCCUCCGGUAUUUCGGGAUCAGCGUGGAUGGACGGGUGGACAUGGACGGGGACGGGCUGGUGGACGUGGCCGUGGGGGCACAUGGUGCGGCUGUAGUGCUCCGGUCCCGCUGGAUUAUCCAGGUGUUCGCAUGGAUGUCUGUGGAGCCAGCAGCUGUCAGUGUCACACAACGGAACUGCCAGCGCAGUGGCUCCAGCGCCGUCUGCCUCCGGGCCCGGAUCUGCUUCCAUGCCGAGACACGCACACAGAACCCUGUGGACAUGGAUAUUGAUCUCCGGUACAAUGUAUCCCUGGAGGACCAGGUCCCGGGAUCCCGUGCUGCCUUUGACUCAGGUGCCCGCCGACUGCUCCAGCGCCGAAUUGAGUUCCCAUUGGGAAGGCAGAGCUGCAUCCGCAUCCCCUUCCACGUCCUGGACACCUCAGAUUACCUGAGGCCCCUCAGCCUCAGCCUCACCUGGGCCCUGGACGUAGCUGCAACGUCGGUGCUGGAUGAGGCAUCUCCCACCACCAUCCGCAAACUGAUCCCAUUUUUCAAGGAUUGUGGGGAUGACGACGAGUGUGUCACCGACCUGGUGCUGAAGGCCACCACAGACAUUGUGGGCUCCAGGCAGAGUCCCCACAUCCUGCGGAAGGGCCGGAGGCGGAUGCUGGUGGAGGUGGAGCUGGAGAACCGUGAGGAGAAUGCCUACAAUGUCAGCCUGUGGUUGCACCUGCCUGGAAACCUCCACUUCUCCAGCCUCGUGCUCCAGGAUCCCAGCACGGUGAAGUUGGAGUGCUCAGCACUGGGGAGGCACCACCGGCGCUGCAGUGUUGGGUACCCUGUCUUCCACUCGCAGGCCAAGGUGUCCUUCACCCUGGAGCUGGAGUUCAGCUGCUCCGUCCUUCUGGACCGUGCCGAAGUCACUCUCCAGGCCAGCAGUGACAGCACUGAAGUGACACCACAGGACAACGUGGUCAAGCUUUCUGUCCCCAUCCGCUAUGAGCCCAACCUGUUCCUGUCCAGUAGUACCAACCUGCAUCGCUAUGAAGUUCAUCCCCUUGGCACCUUCAGCCACAGCUCUGGCCCUGAGUUUACCACCACAGUCAAGGUGCAGAAUUUGGGGUGCUACCCCAUCCAGAAUGUCACCUUGCACAUGGCCCUGCCAGCACUGGGCCACCAUCAGGCCACCAUCUUGUCUGUCACCCAUGUCCUCACUGAAAAUGCCACCUGCAUGCUGCAACUCCCUGAUGAGAGGACACAGGUGGUCCCAGUGCCCCCUGAGGAUCUGCUGCACAUGGACAGGCUGGACUGUUCCAACACCUGGUGCCAGGAGCUGAGCUGCCACUUGGAGAGGCUGGAGCGUGGUGGGGGGGUCUCCAUCCAGCUCCUGCGGACCCUCCAUGACAGCUUCUUCAGUGGAGUGAAAUUCCGGAGUGUGAGGAUAGUCAGCAGUGUCUGGCUGGGGGUCACAGGGGGCAUGUUGGUGCUGGAGGAGGGGGUGCAGCGCAGGGAGCUGGUGCUGGAAGUGCUCCAGGGAAGGCAGGUGCCCGUGUCUCUGUGGAUCCUGGGAGGCAGUGCCCUGGGGGGACUCCUGCUCCUGGCACUACUCAGCCUUGGCCUCUGGAGGCUGGGAUUCUUCUCCCACCGGAAGCCCUCCCGAGAGGAGGAGGAUGAGGAGCACUGAGAUGGCAGCUCUGUCGGGAGGAUGUCCCAGAACCUCCCUCCUGGGGACACAUUCCAGAGCCAUCCCAGGGCUGGGACUCCUGGGCUGGUGGAGGGAUGAGCAAGCAUGCGUGAGGGUGGAGCUGGAGGAUCUGGGGGAACAUCUAGAAGCGGGAAAAGUAGGA
This is a messenger RNA of Pseudopodoces humilis (Tibetan ground-tit), 3652 nucleotides long. It is a transcript of the gene ITGA10, whose product is annotated as integrin subunit alpha 10. Gene Ontology annotation, molecular function: integrin binding. Lineage: Eukaryota; Metazoa; Chordata; Aves; Passeriformes; Paridae. Gene Ontology annotation, biological process: cell-cell adhesion; cell-matrix adhesion; cell adhesion mediated by integrin. The record is from RefSeq and is a predicted model, not a curated record. Gene Ontology annotation, cellular component: external side of plasma membrane; integrin complex.